Molecule: messenger RNA, 420 nt
Organism: Racocetra fulgida
Lineage: Eukaryota; Fungi; Glomeromycota; Glomeromycetes; Diversisporales; Gigasporaceae
Source: the annotation of a GenBank genome assembly
AUGGAUGAAUACUUACUAUCAUUAAGUGAAAAAAAAAGAUCAAAAGCAUUAAUUACAGAGGAUAUUGCUAAUGCAUAUUUGCAGAUUUUAAAUGACCCUAAAAAUACUUCUAUUUCAAAUCCUAAUAUACGUCACCAUGUUAAAAAUAACUAUUCAUCUCAAAGGAUCGGUGGAAUUGUAAUAUUAAUGCAUAAAGAGAAAUCGUCAAAUAAUUGGAAACCUGUAGCUUUAAAAGAAAGAUUAUACUAUAUUAUCGCAGAGAAGCAUCUGGCUGUUGGACAUGGGGGUGCAAGAGCUACUUAUAAACAAGUAUCAGAUAAAUAUCAUGGUAUAAAAAGAUGCUUGGUUGAUAAAUUUGGUGAAAUCAAACCUUUAGCCAUAAGACCUAUUAUUAGCAAGUUUUUUAUGCAACAGCUUCAG